UAAGAAUGAUAAACCUGUGGCUAAACUAGCUGCCUGCAGCUCUCUCGAGUCUUAUCUCCGCCAAAAGGAUACCAAUGAUCGUGCUCAGAAUGAGCUCAAGCUGCCUCAAAAAAAGGGACCGAAAAAUAAGCGAAAAAACAGGUUAAUACCCAGGGAAUUUAUUCAACUCCAAGACACAGUUUUGAGCAAGCCUUACCAUAAGGUUCAGAUCGCUGAAAUUAUUGGAGAUAGUAAGAUUAUUGCGAAUAUUACCUUAGAAAGUGGUGAUAUGGAACAAUGCACAAUCCAAUUAGCUGACAUAGCUGGAUACAUUGAUGGACU
Ambispora gerdemannii is the source of this 321-nucleotide messenger RNA. The record is from the annotation of a GenBank genome assembly. Lineage: Eukaryota; Fungi; Glomeromycota; Glomeromycetes; Archaeosporales; Ambisporaceae.